Molecule: messenger RNA, 533 nt
Organism: Cylicostephanus goldi
Lineage: Eukaryota; Metazoa; Nematoda; Chromadorea; Rhabditida; Strongylidae
Source: the annotation of a GenBank genome assembly
AUGGAUAGAAGACCCGAUGAAGUCCGCGCUACUUACUUGGACACAACUGGCAGAACUGUCAUCGUUUUGCAGAAAGAAAACCUUGUUCCAGAGCACAUCCAGUCAUUCACACUGUUCUACGAAUUCGAGUUCUCGCAAAUGAUCCGUGAACCAUUGCUCGCCACGGCAUUUUUCUUUGCACUUUUCACCGUUGUAAUUAUCUAUGUGCGGUUCGACUUCACAAUCGUUGCGGAUCCGGCACGUGAAGCACGCGAACGUAUCUUAGGAAAGGUGUCGGGGCUUUCCCAGUUGGUCGAUAAGAAGAAUCGUGUUUUCACGCAGUUUCUCAAUGCUGUGAAUCAGUAUAAAACAUCACGCGAUGUUUCGGCCUUGCAGGAUGGAAAGAAGAAACUGGAAACGGACCGUGCUGAUCUUAACGGGAAGUUGUCAUCGGCGCUGGCAACUUUGAAGGAGGACAGCCAAGAGUCUUAUGAUAAGGUAAGUAAAUGUUCUGACUCGCUGGAAGAUCUUUAUGCAAUUGCUCUCGAUUGAUU